AUGGAUGAGGGUAGAUCUUUAAACAUCGUUGAGAACUUAUCAAAUAAGGACUUAAAUGUUACUAUGGGUGAGGAAAAUUCGAGAUCUACUAUCGAAACUUCAACUAUUGCACCACCACCACCUUUUUCACCACCACCAACUUCAACUAUCAUACAAAAAACAGUUUGUGUUCUUUCUCCUACAUUCCAAGGUGUCAUCAAUCAACCUAUCACUUCCUUAUUCUCUUUUCAAUCAACAGAUCAAGAGACGCCGAGUAAUGAAGAUAAAGAAGAGGAUGAAAUGGUUGCAUUUGAUGAGCUUGAGUUUGAUCAUGAAGAAUAA
Lactuca saligna is the source of this 321-nucleotide messenger RNA. The record is from the annotation of a GenBank genome assembly. NCBI's taxonomy places the organism in Eukaryota, Viridiplantae, Streptophyta, Magnoliopsida, Asterales, Asteraceae.